AUGUUGGCGGAUAUUCGGGUGGGGGUGUGUGCGGGUGCUGGUGCCGCAGUUCGCGGGGUGAGCUCGGGGGUGUGUGAAGCGACGCUGCCGCCGACGCCGGCGUCUCUCACUGGUGGUGUGUCGUCGUCGAGCGUCGCGAUCGAUCCUGCUUUCGGCCGCUGGCGCUGCACCCGCCAACAACAACGCCGCUUGUCCAGCCAAGCCCGACACUCCUUCGAACGGGAUCGUACAUCCUGUCAUUACUUGAAUAAUACAGGCUCCCGCAUCUCGGACGUUUCGGUUUGUGCGAGUCGGCGGCGCGACGCACGAUCGCGGCAGCGGCUGCGACGACGCCGACGGCCAAUCUCAACAAACACAUCGCGAGCUAUGGAAGAAGUUUUACCAGAAGGCAAACACUUUCGAUUGGUAAACGAAUCAGAGCUUCCAGAAAUCAUUGAUUUUCUCGGUAACUAUUUACCGGAUUCCAUCAAGUUCCAUCAAACAUUGAAGACGUUUUUGAAAGACAGGGUGUGGGAAUUUUAUUUCUACGUCACUAAAACGUGGCCGGAGCAAGCUGUGAUACUACACUUCCCUGGAAUGACAAAAACGCCUAACAAUAAACUGUACGAGAGCUUCAGCGUGUUUUGCCCUUGCGAUCAGCUAGACAACAUGUACCUGUUGUUAGAGGAGGAGGUGCUAAUCGACUGGACGCAGCCAAUUUUCCUAAACUUCACGCAUUCGCAGAUUGUGGAAAAACUGGAGGAAAUGUAUAAUGAGAGAGGAGGGAUAAUGGAAAAGCUGUACGGCGAUAUUUAUGGCCUAAUGAAACCUGAACAAGGGUUAACCGCCGAGGAAGAUGUCGCUGCCGACACCAGGUAA
This is a messenger RNA of Acanthoscelides obtectus, 858 nucleotides long. The record is from the annotation of a GenBank genome assembly. NCBI's taxonomy places the organism in Eukaryota, Metazoa, Arthropoda, Insecta, Coleoptera, Chrysomelidae.